Messenger RNA from Betta splendens (Siamese fighting fish), 1790 nucleotides. It is a transcript of the gene prkra, whose product is annotated as protein kinase, interferon-inducible double stranded RNA dependent activator. The coding region runs from base 156 to 1019 and encodes 287 amino acids. The record is from RefSeq and is a predicted model, not a curated record. The transcript has 8 exons. Lineage: Eukaryota; Metazoa; Chordata; Actinopteri; Anabantiformes; Osphronemidae.
ACCCGCUGAUGACCCGGAUGCUGAAUUUCAUCAGCGCUGACGUGAAUAUGGAUCAGGAGUUGUUUUUAGCAUUGUGAGCUAAUCAAAGCUCGUUAUAGUAGCACAACCUGGUGCCCCAGUGUCGUGUGAGGUUUUAAUCCGCCCUCAGCUUGAACAUGUGUGAAGCACAGAGCAGCAAUCCUGGGAAAACCCCAAUACAAAUCCUGCAUGAAUAUGGCUUCAAAACAGGCAGCUUUCCUGUUUACGCGAUGGAGAGAACUGAAGGAGAGGUUCAUCAGCCCAGCUUCAUCUUCAGCGUGAAAGUUGGAGACGUAAGCUGCACAGGUCAAGGUCCCACUAAAAAGGCUGCUAAACACCAGGCUGCAGAGGCUGCCCUCAAUAUUCUGCAAGUAAAUGCUAAAACAGCGAGCGUUCCUGAGGAGGCGGAGAGUAACGGUGUUGCAGCAGAAACAUACAACCAUCCCAACUCAGUGGGGAAACUGCAGGAGCUAGCGUUGCAGAGAGGAUGGCGUCGUCCUGAAUACUCAGUUUCAUUGGAAGCUGGUCCACCACACAACAGGGAAUUCACUGUUUCUUGCUGUUUAGAGUCUCUGACAGAGAAAGCUACAGGAAAUUCAAAAAAGGCAGCAAAAAAGGCAGCUGCAGAGAAUAUGAUGACAAGGAUUCAAAGUCUGUCAGAUUCUUCUGAAAUCACAUGGAACCCUAAGCCAAGUAUUCCAUUUGAGAAUUUAAAAAACUCAUCAGCAGAGAAGAUAACUUCACUAAGAAGAAACCCGCUCAGCAUUCCCAACACCGACUACAUUCAGAUGAUGUUAGAGCUUUCUCAGGAGCAAGUCUUUGAAGUCACAUACUUGGAUAUUGAUGAGCUGACGGUGAACGGCCAGUACCAGUGUUUGGCCCAACUGUCCACGUCCCCAGUCACCGUGUGUCACGGCACAGGCAUGACCUGCAGCAACGCACACAACGAUGCAGCGCACAGCGCCCUCCAAUACUUGAAGAUCAUGGCCUCCGUUAAAUAGGCACCAGCACAAUUAGGACUCGCUUCGCCCAUUCUUGUCAGUGGGUCACAUGAGCUAAAGGUAUAGUUUUAUAAGUGUUUAUAAGUCACAAGCAGCUCAUCGGCCACAGUAUGACAAGAUACUGUUUUAACUUGCUUUAUGUAAAUGAAGCACUGUAAUGAACACACUUUGACCAUGGCUUUAUUUAUUUAUGAGUUGUAUCAUGUAGAGAGCUAGUAUAAGAUUGUAUACUUUUAUUUACUCCAAAGAACCUAUCUGCAGAGUUUAACUAAGGUCAGGUGAAGUUUAACAGGAACUUUACAGUUUCCACCUUUCUGUUUGUGUGCAGUAAUAAUCCCACUUUUGCUCUCUAAGUGACUGCAUGUUGUGUUCCAUGCCUGUGUGUUUAUACUUUCAAUACGUUAAGUCCCGGUGGGACAUGCCAGCAACAACAUGUAUCCAGAGUUUACCACAAACACUUAGCGCCAACUGCUGGUGUCUGUUAAUCUUUACAGAACAGAGAAUAUGGAAACCACAGAUUAAUGUGGUGCCUUAUUAAUUGCACAAAAUCGAAAUUUGUUUCUGCUUUUAAUGCCAAUAUUCUGUCAAAUGCUGUGGAAGGAUGGCUUUGAAUUUAGGGCCAAAAAUAUGAUAAUAUUAUAAUGUUGUGGUCUGUAUUUGUAGUGUGCUGUUGCCUGACGUGUUAGUUUUAUAAUCUUAAACAAUAAUCAAUAUCUUAUUUGCCAAUAACUGACAAAUAAACCAGUGCAGCUUCUAUGAUCGUAAAUUGCA